AUGGCAGAAUGUCCGAAAUGGGAAGAAAAGUUCGCAGUAUGGCUUUCGAAAAGGAUAAAUGACUUGAUCAUUGAUAAAAACGACAAAUGGAGAACCGAGUUGUUCAGUGAUAUCAUGUCCAAGAUAAGCGAAAAUUGCAAGCACAAAAGUUUUCCAUGCAAAACAAUUUUCUCACUUGGAUCACAACAAACGCCUAUUGCGGAAGAUGUGGAUAGGUCACAGAUGAUGUCACAAAGAAGUAAUGAUUUAGGAAACAAAUCAACAUUUUCAAGAAAUUCGAAAUCUGAUACUGGGAGAGAAACAAAAGGCGAAACGAUAUCAACAUUAAUUCGAAAUUUGAAAUUGGGUAAAGGGAUGGAUAAUUGUGCAUCAUUAAAUGACAGCGAAAUAAAGCAGCUGUUGAAUUUUGGGCAUUUAAAACAGCGAGACCUUGAACAAAAAUUGGGUAAUGACUUUCUCCGUGCAGUUUCACUGCGGAGGUCGCAUUUCUAUGAGACCGCAAAUAUAUCGUUCCAAAAUCUACCGUUCCAGCAGUAUGACUACAGUUACGUGAAUGGAUCAUGCUGCGAAAAUGUCGUUGGUUAUGUUCCAGUACCGACGGGAAUUGUUGGACCACUACUGGUGAACGAGCGUAAAUGUUUCGUACCAAUGUCAACAACGGAAGGCGCUCUUAUCGCUAGUACCAACCGCGGUUGUCGUGCAAUUUUUGAAUCUGGUGGUGUCACGGCUCGUGUGUAUAGGAAUGGAAUGACGCGUGCUCCUGUUGUUCAGUUUGCGAAUGUCACUAGAGCGCUUGAGAUGAAGGAUUUGUUAGAUUCACCAAGUAGCUUCGAAGAAAUCAAAACUGUUUUUGAUUCGACAAGCAGUUUUGCGAGGUUACAACGGCUUGAGACAGAUGUGGCUGGACGUUUACUAUUUAUAAGAUUUGAAGCUGAAACAGGUGAUGCAAUGGGAAUGAACAUGGUUUCAAAAGGUGCAAAUGCAGUAUUAUUAUAUCUAAAAGAGAAAUAUCGCGAAAUGGAGGUGUUGUCAGUAUCUGGUAAUUACUGUAUGGACAAGAAAGCUAGUGCCAUUAAUUGGAUUAAAGGGCGUGGAAAAUCGAUAGUUGCUGAGGCAACGAUUUCAGCUGCAGUGGUGCAAACCGUUCUUAAAACUACUGUUGAUGCAUUAGUACAAUUAGGACGAGCAAAACUGUUGAUUGGUUCUUCCAUGGCUGGUACCAUUGGCGGUUGGAAUGCGCAUGCAGCUAAUAUUGUUGCAGCCAUAUUUAUUGCGACUGGACAAGAUGUAGCUCAGGUUGUGUCCAGUAGUAUGUGUUUAACUACAAUGGAAAAAACUGAUUUUGGUGAUUUGUGUAUUUCGUGCAACAUGCAUUGCCUUGAAGUUGGGACUGUUGGAGGCGGUACCAUAUUACCAGCUCAGAACGCAUGCUUACAGAUAAUGGGUUGUGGGAUACCAACUUCAGUCCCAGGUGAAUGUGCUGCACGUUUAGCGGAAAUAAUUUGUUCGACAGUACUGGCAGGUGAAUUAUCCCUUAUGGCAGCGGAGUGCUCAAACGAUCUUGUUAAAAGUCACAUAAGGCUUAAUAGGUCUAAUAGAUGUUUAUUGAUGUCUGCGGAUUCUGCGCCUGAUUUUCGAUAUGAAUCAAGGGCAGUAGCUUGUGAUAGCGAUGAAAAGAAGAAAGUAAGGGUAGAAAUCUCAUUCCGGGAGCAUCCCGUAAUAGAGAAACCCGUUAAAUUUGAAAUGCAAUGUUCCAAUAUUUUGUGA
This is a messenger RNA of Cercopithifilaria johnstoni, 1767 nucleotides long. Lineage: Eukaryota; Metazoa; Nematoda; Chromadorea; Rhabditida; Onchocercidae. The record is from the annotation of a GenBank genome assembly.